UACCCUCCGUGCAAGUUCUCUCUCUCACUCUGUCUCUCUUGUGCCGUGUGUGCCCGCACAACUCCCGUGCUCUCACGCACAGGCGGCCGGGAACGAGAGGCACAGACACACGGACCGCGGGUGCUUGGUUUUGUCGUUGCGAAGCUUCGCGGGAAUAACAGACAAAAGUCGAUCUAGAAUCGAACUGGAGGUAGAGAGGAGGGGGGAGCGCUACAACUUGUUUGGGCAGGACACGGGUCCGCUCCAACACGGCAGGAACGAUAGGUAGCAACGGAGCGACGCGCGCAGAUGAGGCUGAUGGGGCCGGAGGGCGGAAGGGUAGAUGUGGUGGCGGCGGGGGUAGGAGUUCACGAGGUAUCUGCGAGCCCUCCCGGCAGCGCGAACACCAACCCUCCCCCUUCACCGUCUCUCUACGACAUUGGCGACGAUGACGCAACGCCGCGGCAGCAGUGGUCGCCCGUGCACACCGUCGGGGGCAGCGGCGGCGGGUCGAGGAAGCCUUCGCGCACCCGGGGUCAUCACGGGGGCUCCUCCGGCGGCGGAACCUUCGCCGGCGCCUGUGGCGGCGAGCCGCGGGCGCCCGCGGGGAAGCGCAAUAGUGGAGCCGGCGACUCGACGUGGGGCGGCGGAGGAAGCGCGCGAAAUGGGAACAACAAGGGCGGCAGCAGCAAUAUUAGCAAUAUCGCGUUGAACCAACAAAAGCCCCGCGUUGCAUCGCCGGACUCCCCCGUCCUGCGCGUAGACCUCGAGCGCCUGGACCUGAGCGUGCUCGCACUGGGGGAGGAGGGUGGGCCGACCAUCCCCACUGACGGCCGCGCGGGCGGCGGUGCCGCCGCGAGCAGCGGCUGCCGCAACAACAUUGGCGAGCUCUUGCACUCUCGCACUUUCUGCUCGGAACCGGGCGGGCGACCGCGGUCGCUGGGGGGCAGACCCUCGCGCGCGCACGCGCUGUUCGUCGCUCCGGGGAAGAUAGGCACCGGGCCGGCCUCUCCCCCUUCCAGCUACUCGACGCACUCGGAGAGCGGGGGCUUCGCGAGCCCCACCGUGCGGCUCGCGAGCCCGUUCGGUCUGUCGUCGGCGGGGGCAGGGAAGGGAGAACAUCACCACCACCAGCAGCAGCAGCAGCAACAGCAACAGCAGCAGCAGCAACAAUUUCACCCCCAGCAGGGCCGCGUGAAGAAAGGGCACUGGAAGAAGGGCAAGCCGAUAGGGGUCGGCAGCUGCGGGAACGUCUACCUGGGGAUGAACGAGGACACCGGGGAGCUUAUGGCGGUCAAGGAGAUCACGCUGGAGACGAAGGACAGGCUGCUCACGAGCCUCUACAACGAGAUCCAGGUGAUGCACAAGCUUGUCCACCCUCACAUCGUAGGCUACCUGGGCGCGGAGCUGCAGGACAGUAAGCGGAAGCUGUGCAUCUUUCAGGAGUGGGUCCCCGCGGGAUCGCUGCACUCUCUACUAGGACAGUUUGGAGCCCUCAGCGACGCGAUGACGCGUAAGUACACCCGGCAGGUGCUGGAGGGCCUCGUGUACCUGCACGCAAAUCGCGUGAUUCACAGAGACGUCAAGUCGAAGAAUAUUCUCGUGGACGACAGGGGAAACGUGAAGGUGGGCGCUUCGGCCGGUCUGGCGGACUUUGGCUGCGCGCUGGUUCUCAAGGACGACAACGGCGACGGGGUGGAGAUGUCCAUGAAGGGCACCCCGCUCUUCAUGGCGCCGGAGAUGCUCCUCAAGCGCAAGUGCGGCAAGCGGGUGGACGUGUGGUCCCUGGGCUGCGCCGUGCUCGAGAUGGUCACGACGCGCCCGCCGUGGGCGGACACGUUCAAGCACCCGGUCGAGAUUAUCGAGCACUUCAGCGAGAACCCAGGGCCGCCGCCCCUUCCGGAGGACCUGUCGCCGGCCCUGCGGGAGUUUCUCCUGUCGUGCUUCACGUGGGAGGCAGGGCGACGCCCGACGUCUCACCAGCUCAUCACGCACGAGUAUCUCCUGCGGGACCGGCGGGUGUCCGCGGGAGGGGGCGGGGACGGUAACGGAAGCUCGGGCAGUGGAGAGGACAACGACAUCCCGCUGGAGGCCAUGGGCCGGGCCCCGUUUAUGACGCGCAUGCGCCGGUGCAGCAGCGCGACGCUGCCGGACCUGCUGCAGCGGUCGCACGCCUUCGGUGGCCGUGGCGGCGGCGGCGACCCGCUGGCAGCGUUUGGCACCGCUCCCUCGGGGACCUUGCGGCCGCCAUCUCCGCGGUACGGCCCGGGGGGCGUCGCGGCUGCGAAUAGCAAGCGCACCCCCACCCGCCGGCGGAUGUACACCGAAAGCAGCAGCGGCAGCUGUAGCAGCGCCAUGCCUCCCCCCGAGGGCGGCGGGAGCGCGAAGCCGUCAGCGGCGGCAGCGGUGGCGGCGGCGGUAGCAGAAGCAACGGCGGCGGGGGGCGGCACGGUUGGCGGCGUUCGUCAGGCGGCUGGGGGUAGCGCGCCGGGGACGGGUCUGGUGAGAAGAGCUUCCAUGCCCCACGCCGGGAGGUCACCCCCCGUAUCCCCGGAGAAGCCGAGGCGGCCCGGCAGAGGCUCUUCGCCCGGGCGGUGCUCGAGCGCGGUGAUGAUGCAAUAUUACCACCACCACCACCACCACCACCUCCUCCAGGCGGAGGAAGAGAGGCUGGGCUCCGGCCCGGUCGGGCACGCCCGGCUGCGUAGCAUGGGGGAUGGCAUCGCGGGCACCGGGUUCGGGCGAAACGACUGGGGCGGCAGCAGCUUCAGCCUGUACCGUGGGGGGGGGGGGGCGGGGGCGGGGGCGGGGGGGGCGGGAGAGGGACAUGUGAUGCGGAAACCGGCGCCGAAUCCGACGCUGCCGCCGAUUGUCCGCGAGCUCUUGGGAACGCUGGAGCAAGGCGGCGGGUUGACAGAUGGGGAGGGGGGACUACUGCUACACUCGGGGGACACGCCCCCCCCGACGGUGCGGCCGUUAGAGCGGUCGGCCGCAGGGCAACCCGGGCAACGGGGAUGGGGGACUGCAGGCGGCGGCAACGCAAACCCGACAGCGAAGGCGACCUUGCUGCAGCAGCGUAGCAAGGCAGCGGGCGGCGGCGGUGCCGGUAGAGGCGGGGAAUGGGGAAUGUUGGACUCGCGGGGCGGCGGGGGGGGUGCUUCUCGACAAAUUGCCAACCAGCCGGGAGAAUAAAGUUUAUUUCUUUGCCCUUGUUCUUUUUUUUUCAUUCUCAGGUGAGGGCUUGGGGUUGGGAUCGACUAUGAGUGACCAACCCGCCCCCGCCUGUUCAAUUUACCGGCGGAUGUAUACAACAAGGCUGUUCGGAUGUCGGCCGGAAUGGGGUUGGCAGGAUUGUUGCCCCCUACUGUCUCCUACUGUCUGUGAUGUGUUGCAAGGGGGUUGAACGCAUUGUCUCCUGUCGAUCGCUCUUUGUACGAAUUUAUUUUUCUUGAGAGGAACUGCUGCUGCUGUCUGUCUCUUCCAGAGCCCGGCGACCUCCUAGAGUCUUGGCUUGAUGGCAGCAUGCAUAUUCAAGGAAGGGGAGGAGGGCGGCGAAGGGGGGAAGGGGGGGGGCACAACGUAGCCGCCGCCCCCUCUCUCCCCCCUCAACUAUUUCCAACCCAUGUCUCAAGAGCGGUGGGUGCCAGUUUUUGUAGACAGCCGUGUGUUGUUCGUUGUCGUUAGUUUGUGGAUGUCACCAUGAAGCGAAGUGUUGGUUGCAGGGGAAGGGUACAGUAGUAGCACGCAAGACGGGUGGCUAGGCAUCCAUCCGCCCGCGUGUGUGGGAGCUUCGGGGUGCUGCUUUCUUUCGGAGCGCACAUCAACGUGCUCGCUUUGCAGCGAAGGACACUUGUGCACGGUUCGCGCGGGUCGUGUGUGUGUAUAUGCGGGGCGGGCUGGGGGUGGGGAGGGAGGAGGGGUUGGUUGUUCAAUGGUGCUCUUUUGGUCUACGCAUAUGCGUUUGCCCAGAUAAUACCGUCCGCGUCGAUGUGCAGGUAGCCGCAGUCCAUUCUUCCCGUCCUUCAUUCCAGUACAGUAAACGAUAUGCGCAAAGGAUUCGGCGGUGCCCCCCGAAAGCACGGGUGUAGUGCCACUGUGGCUACCUCCUGAAGGGUGUGUUGUGGUUGUGUCUCGUUUGUGUCUUGUGAGUGUAUUACCCGCGCGGAUGUGAAUGUGUGUGUCUGUGUGUGUGUUUUCUCCCUCUCUUGGUGUCGAGUCGGGAAGGGAGGGAGUGUGCCGGCCAUAGAAUCUCACCCUUAACGCGCAAAACAAGCAGGUAGGCAAGUAGGCAGGCGUUCUCGAGGCAGUCGGCGGGCGGCGUUUGGUUUUGGUGCGGGCGUUAUCGCCACACACCCAGGCUUUCAUUUGUUGUUGUUGCCGAGUGGCCCCGCGUGUCAGAGCAAGCCUUGUUCUUCCGUGUGGGGGAUGGGGUAGGUUGGUUGACUGGUGUUUGGAUUUCUUGAUUGGCGAGCGACCCUCGUGCGCCGGUUCGACUUACGUAGGAGUACGUUUGAUGGUUGUUGGUGAGGUGGUCGUGGUCGACGCCGCCGGCGUGCGUAGGUCCGACUUGAACUGGAUCGCGUGUUCGCUACCACCUCCUGGAUCCUGUAUAGCUGGCGGCUGGCCCCUGACGUUCUGUUUUUUCUGUUUUGUUCCGAAGGGGGUUCGAGAGAGUCGGACGAGAACAAACAACACGUGUGUGUUGUCUGUUGGCAAUGGAGGAUGUAGACGUCAACUAUGCCGAGCCGACCGACGUGGCCUUUCCCCGCGGCCCAUAUGCUCCUCCUCCUUUUUCCUUUAAGAGGGGAAUCAAAAACACUUGCUUGUCUCUUGAUAUUUGUUGACUUUGUUAGGCAUAUUCCCCUAUUGAGUAGUAAUAAGGGGGCGGCGGCGCUUGUUGGGCAUGCCGAGCCCUUCUUAUCUUAUCUCGUGGUGUGUUGCUGGUUUUUUCAUACGGUUGUUGGCAGGGGUAUUGGUGAUGUUUGAUGCAGGCGGGCCUGGUCCAUAAUUGCAUUGUUCGUGGUAAGGGAGUUGGAUUAUGUGGCGUUCCCAUAUGUCUAGAAAGAGGGUAUUAGGGGGGGGGGGCGUCCGCCGCUGAAGCGGUUGAUUUGGGUGAAAACGCUAUCCUGAGAGAGCGGGAGGGAAAACAUGGUUCGAUCGCGUCGGGGUAUCCUGGUGCAUCAUGUCGCAAAACGUACACGGCUUCUCGUCCCUUCUGAAAGAGUUCCAAUAGUUUAGGUGCAGGCACUCGUGCUGUGCGGAGGGGGACCACUCUUCAAAACCUCUCCACCGGCGGUCGCAAAGAGGCAGGCGAACAUGUUUUUUAUUUUGUGGCCGGCCCUGCCUUCCGUUUGUGGUUGGUUCCAGCAAUUCAUGUAAAAAACAAAAAUCAUCGGAAAGCCGUAU
This is a messenger RNA of Ectocarpus sp. CCAP 1310/34, 5385 nucleotides long. The record is from the annotation of a GenBank genome assembly. NCBI's taxonomy places the organism in Eukaryota, Phaeophyceae, Ectocarpales, Ectocarpaceae.